GGAUCUGGAAAUGUAAACUGCCUCUGCCACGCAGUAUUUCUAUAUUUAGCGAUGAAACUCCACGUAUGGUCCGCGGCCCCUUUCGCCCACUUUCCAAAGCCAUAAAAUCUCUCAAUUUUCUGUUCACAGUGAGCUCAGCUCCUCUUGUUCUCUUCGAUAAGUAGAAAGCAGCACGAACUACUUCUCUUGAUCAAUAAUAACGAUGACUAGGGUUUGGGGUCUUCUAUAGCUUCCUUCUUCCUAUUCAUCCCUAAAAAGUUCAACUUUCGAAUCUGGGCACUUUCCCUGCUCCGUGGUUCCAUUUGCAAAGUGGGUCAUGUCUUGGUCUUUUCUUUAGACUAGUAAUUCUGGGAUGUUUGGGUUUUUCUUUGCAGUUCUGAAUCCGGCUGGAAUUUCCAUGAACUUUUUUUUUUUGAAAAAUUGCCUUACUGAUGAUUUCUGUCUCUUGUUUCUGAAUUCUGUAUGAAUGCUACUCAGCGUCAAUUGGGUUUGUGGGAUUGCAGGCAAUCUAGGAUUGGAUAAUUUGUUCAAUUUUGUGGAAUUUUGUGUAGAUGAACUUGAUGUUACGAUACUGGGUUCUUGAGCUGCUACUGUUGAAAGAUUUGAGGGACAGAUUUAUCCUUGUGAGACAGCUGAGAGCUUUCUAGCAUUUCGCUGAUUGGUUUCCACUGAAUCUUACUGUGAGUUGUGAGCCGAAAGCAGAAAGAGGUGUAAACAUUACUGUCAGAUGGAUGGAGAUGAAGGGUCCUUAAAUGACACAAAGUGCUCAACUGCAGCAGAAGAUUCGUUUAACGUCACUGCUAUGGACAUUUUGAAUUUGGAUGCAUAUGUGGGAUGGUGCAAUAGUCCUGAUUCCAUGGAUCAAAUGCUUGCCUCAUAUGCAUUUUCGCCACAUACCCCAUUGGGAUUUGCACCAUUUGAUGGGUUAAAUUAUACUGAACCAAACAGUGGGGCUUUCCCAAUGGAUGCUGCUGAUUUUACGGGGAGUUUAGAUGACCGGGGAGAAGAAAUAACUUUUCAACAGAAUGAUCAAUUACGAUCUUCUUCCCGUAGUUCUAUUGGCGUGACUGGUUCAGUGGCUGACACAAAGAAUCAAUGCCAUCAGGAUGCCGUUGAGGCUUUUGGAAAUUCUGUGAUCCUAAAAUCACCUUCUGAACAACUUCCAGCGAAAUUGCUUGCAGCUCUGAGGUUAUUUAAAGAGACAUCAGGUGGAGACAUCUUGGCACAAGUUUGGCUUCCAAUGAGAAAGGAUGAUAGGUACUUAUUAAGCACUUAUGAACAGCCAUAUCUACUUGACCACAUGCUGGCUGGAUAUCGUGAAGUGUCAAGAAAUUUCACUUUUGAUGCAGUCACCAAACCAGGCUCUUCCCCGGGACUCCCUGGCCGUGUAUUCUCCUCAAGGAUUCCAGAGUGGACAUCAAAUAUUGGAUACUAUAGAGAGGGUGAGUAUUUACGCAUACAUCAUGCUCAUAAGCAUGCAGUGCGUGGCUGUAUUGCGUUACCUGUUUUUGAGGGCGAUCCAGUUGAAACAUCAUGCUGUGCCGUACUUGAAGUUGUCACAGUGAAGGAUAAACCCGAUUUUGAUUCCGAAAUAGAAAAUAUUUGCCAUGCACUUCAGGUGGUGAACUUGAGGAGUAUCGCACCUCCACGACUCUAUCCUCAGUGUCUCUCAACAAAUCAAAAAACUGCUUUAGUUGAGAUAUCUGAUGUUUUGCGAGCUGUAUGUCAUGCACAUACACUACCUCUCGCUCUCACAUGGAUUCCUUGUAGUUAUACAGGAGGAGGAGACACUGAUGAAGUUAGCAGAGUGCGUUGUAGAGGGAGCAAUGCACACUCAACUGAAAAAAACAUUCUUUGUGUUGAGAGCAGUGCUAGUUAUGUCAGUGAUAAGGAGAUGCAAGGAUUUGUACAUGCAUGCAUGGAACAUUACCUUGAGGAAGGACAAGGAGUUGCCGGGAAAGCUCUUCAAUCCAAUCACCCUUUUUUUUUCCCUGAUGUGAAGGAAUGCCACAUAAGUGAGUACCCACUUGUUCAUCAUGCACGAAAGUUUGGCCUAAAUGCUGCUGUUUCCAUUAGGUUACGUAGCAGUUUCACCGGCAGUGAUGAUUAUAUUUUGGAGUUUUUUCUUCCUUUGAAUAUGGAUGGAAGUACUGAACAACAGCUCCUUUUGAAUAAUCUGUCCCGUACCAUGCAACGGGUUUGUAAGACAUUGAGGACAGUCUCUGAUGCAGAAUUAAAUGGGUGUGAGGGUUCUAUGUUUGGGCUACUGAAUGCACCUACUCCAAACUUACCACCAUUUACACUGUCACAACACUCACUGCAAGGUAACACCUUGGAUCCUUCAGAUGAGGUGCAUUUGAAUGUACUUGGUUCAGAGAGAUCUAGAGUGGGUUCUAACAGUACUCAUCCAGAGAAGAUUGAAUUAAGAAGGCAGAUGGAGAAAAAAAGAAGUCCGGUAGAGAAGCAUGUUAGCUUAAGUGUUCUUCAGCAGUACUUCUCUGGAAGUCUCAAGGAUGCUGCUAAAGCCAUUGGUGUCUGUCCAACAACACUGAAGCGGAUAUGUAGAAACCAUGGCAUUUCAAGAUGGCCAUCCCGCAAGAUAAACAAAGUAAACCGCUCUUUAAAGAAAAUACAAACGGUACUUGAAUCCGUCCAAGGUGUGGAAGGAGGAUUAAAAUUUGAUCCAAGCACAGGAGGGCUUUUGGCUGCUGGCGCCGUUAUUAAGGACUUCGACCCUCCGAAAGGGGUUCUCUUUCCCUGCAAAGAUGUUUCUACCUCCAAAGAAAAGGGUUCCCCCAUCCCUGAUGCACCACCUCCACCUUCCUUUAGUGGUGACUGUGAUGGAAGUCCUGCCAUAAAAAUGGAAGAAGAUUCUGUUGUGGAAGUUAAAAAACUACCUCCAUCAAAUAUUCUUAGCCCAAGAUCUUCAAAUGGGUGGGGUUUAAGCAAUAGUGUCCUCAAGCCCAAGAACACGGACUCUCAUUUUGUUGUUUCUAAAUCGUCGAGUUCCAUGGGUGUUGAGAAUGAAGCAGAGAUGACAAAGAUUACCCAACCGACUUCCUCAAGCAUGACUGAUUCUUCAAACGGAUCCGGAUCCGGAUCAUUUGUGAAUGGCAGUUGCCCAAGCCCACAAAGCUUUGGAGAAGAACAGAAGCACUCGAAGGCGAAAGACAGCAUUUCCAAAAUCACAGUAAAAGCCACAUACAAGGAAGACACGGUCCGUUUCAAGUUUGAGAGCUCUGCGGGGUGUUCUUGGAUCUACCAAGAGGUUGCCAGGAGGUUUCAGCUGCAGAAUGGGACAUUCCAGCUCAAGUACCUUGAUGAUGAAGAUGAGUGGGUGAUGCUUGUGAACGACGCGGAUUUGCAGGAGUGUAUUGAGAUAAUGGAUUGCCGAGGCACUCGCUGCGUCAAAUUUCUCAUCCGCGAUAGAAACCGGUAAAACAUUAGCAAAUACUCAGAAGAUUACCUGGAUAGAGGUUCAUUUCAAAGCAUGGAGAAUGGACCUUACCCUGCUUUCUUUUAGGACAUCAUAGAAAAAUAGAAAUUACAAUCUUUUAUGAGUUCUCUGUAUGUAUUUUUUUAAAAAAGGAAACAAAUAAUAAGUAUAUACUGUGUAAAUAUAGACUUCAACUCCAA
This is a messenger RNA of Cuscuta campestris, 3636 nucleotides long. The record is from the annotation of a GenBank genome assembly. Lineage: Eukaryota; Viridiplantae; Streptophyta; Magnoliopsida; Solanales; Convolvulaceae.